Messenger RNA from Cuscuta campestris, 2033 nucleotides. NCBI's taxonomy places the organism in Eukaryota, Viridiplantae, Streptophyta, Magnoliopsida, Solanales, Convolvulaceae. The record is from the annotation of a GenBank genome assembly.
CACGAAUUGUCAAAUUCAACAAGCAAGAGUAUUAUUGCACUCAACUUGGUGAAAAAACUUAUAGCUGUUUGUCCACCAAAGAUCCAAUUACUUGCUCAAGCAUUGUGCUGCUGGCUUAUAACACCGCCUGCCACAACCAUAUUGUCAAACUAGAUCAACGAAAGUAGGCCGUCAAAGGUGCACAUGUUAGGCGCUCCAAGUCGCGCUUUCUCUACCAAGUCUGACCCAUACGGUACCUAUGUAAAACAUGGAUUCUCGUGACAAAGAAUCUGAGGAGGAAAUUGAUCUUGAUCCGGUAAGUGUUUCCGAUGAUGUUCCUCUUAAAAUUUCGGAUUUUGCGGAUGAAGUUGCUAGGGUUGGCCAUCACAUAAGCGACUCUCUUGGGGCAAAAGAUUCUAAAGAUGAUGAGGCGAUCUACAAGCCAUAUUUUACAUCUUUUGUUGGAGGCGUGGCUAAGGACCACGCUUUGGGAAACAACCAUCAAUCUCUUAUUUCAAUUCUGCCUUGUGCAAUCAUCAUGUCUCACCUUCCUGAUAUCAUCAAGAAGGAGUGCCUUGUUUCAACGGAUGCAACUAUACACGAGAUUCAACUUCAAAGAAUAUUUUUGUACCCCCAAUCUGGAGGCAUUCUCAACAACACUUGGCAUACGAAUCAUGGCUGCUUCACCAGGCAAUUUUAUAGUUGGAAUCAUGCAAGGGCACUCAAGACAAACGAUUGCAUUCACUAUGAGGCGUUGACUUAGGGUUGUAAUUGAAACUCCCUUGUCAUCACGUAGGAAAUCACUUGUUGGAUAGGAGUAAUUGAGGUUGUUUGCUGCAAUGGGGAAAUUGGACUAACAUUUUCCACCCAAAAGCUAAUGCAGUAAUAAACAUAGAUUUGUAGUUACAAAUUGAUCUACUGUCUAGAAUUGAGCACUAGGAAAUAACGGAGUAUAAAAUAAUUCCUCCAUGUGAGCUUUUAAUUGAAAUUAAAAAAGGAUGUAAUCAAUACUUUAUUUAAAAACAAAGAAAUUAUUGACCGGAUUUUCGCGCAACUGACUAUGCAUCAAUAUAUGGAAAUAUUGCGUUACAUAUGGAAAUAUUGUGUUCAUUUUAUAUGGAUAUUUUUAUAUAUGCAUUUUAUGUGCAUUACAUAUGGAAAUAAUCAUUCGUUACAUGUAGUCAUUUUUGUUAUAUAUUUUAUGUCAUUUAUAUAUAGAAAUAUUGAAAUUGUUGUAUGUAUAAAUGUUUUGUGUUCGUUUAAAAUAGAUAUGUUCAUUAUUAUUUAUGGAAAUUAUUAUUUAUGGAAAUAAUAUUAUUAUUAUUAUUAUUAUGGAACCAAAAUAUAAUAGAAAUAAUAGUUUUAUAAAAAUAAUACUCUCUCCGUCAUAUAUUAAUCUUCCUAGUUUGACUAAAAUUCAUUUUUAAGGGAUCGAUAAAUAUGUCUUAGACUUCCAAAAAUACCCCUCCUUCCCAAGGGCAAUGAUUGAGAAGAGGGGGUGCAACACAGAGACGAAGAGAUGGGCCCGGUCAUUAUUCUGCUACGGGGGAGUGGAUGAACAGCUGAGCCCGAAGAUCCGAUAGUCCGUGCUGGAGGAGACGAUUCAGAGAGUCGGCGACGAUUUAAGGGAUGGGAUGACUCGAUCUACUCUCACUGCAACUAGAAAAGUAAUAAUUGAACCCAGCAGUGAACUUUCAAAAAAUUGAAAAAAAAAACUAAAAAAACUUGCCAAAAAAUCAUCGUUGGAAUACCGUUUGUCGGCAAAGGUCAACAUCGACAGAACCCGGUGCACAAACCACAUACUUCCUGAGCAACUGGUUGUCGGCAAAGUUCAACGUCGGAGUACAUCUGGUUGUGGUCUCCGCUGCAGGUCUGACAUCCGAUGAAUCGCCAGUAUCGUUCCUUGAUAUCGGCGACGAUGAAAAAUCGCAGAUCGAAAGGGGGAGAGAACUUUAGAUCUAGAUCUGCGGUUUUGAGAAAGAGGCGAAGAAAGGAGAGGGAAGAGAGACGGAGAGGAUUAGAUCUAUUAAGGAAAAUGAAGAUUAGUUGAAAAU